Mesocestoides corti is the source of this 372-nucleotide messenger RNA. The record is from the annotation of a GenBank genome assembly. Lineage: Eukaryota; Metazoa; Platyhelminthes; Cestoda; Cyclophyllidea; Mesocestoididae.
AUGCUCAAAGGAGCGGUAAGUGCCACACUGGCGCAUUUUUCGACCGGCAAUUACUUUCUCACAGGUGACAGUCAUUUCUGGCGCCACUCGUCACUCCCUCCAACCCCUUUCUCGCUCGCUCCCUCUCUCUCCCUAAUUGCACAGAAUCCGGGAAAGAAAGUAAUCAAGAUUAUGACCUUUGCACAGCCCCCUACCCCACCCCCCUCUCAGUUCCAUUCCGAAUUGUUCGCAUCGCCCAAAACUUCGGGUGAUUAUGGCAAGGCCCUCCCACUUCAACAGUUGAAGGACCCUAAUCGUGGAACCCUCCAACAGACUGAAGCCCAAUCAGUUGCAUUCAAUGCGCUCGUGCUGGCGAUCGAUGCCCUCGCAUGA